Molecule: messenger RNA, 9218 nt
Organism: Diorhabda sublineata
Lineage: Eukaryota; Metazoa; Arthropoda; Insecta; Coleoptera; Chrysomelidae
Product: sedoheptulokinase-like
Exons: 7
Coding region: 916-2325 (469 amino acids)
Biological process (GO): carbohydrate metabolic process
Cellular component (GO): cytosol
Molecular function (GO): sedoheptulokinase activity
Source: RefSeq, a predicted model, not a curated record
GUCUCCGAAAAGCUAUGACAGCACAGACCCUAGAAGUUUGACUUUUUGACUUGCAUCUAAAUUUCAGCAACACAAAUUUAGUUCUUUCCUAUAAUAUAUCAUGUAAUGAUUGCAACACUAAAUUUGCAUUUUUUCUUAGGGUAUUUUCUGUGCCUGACAGCAUAAAUUCCAUUGACAAUGAUAUAUACUUUUCGGACAUAAAAACUAAGUGGGAAUAAUUAAUAUCAUUGGGAUAUUUAAACACUUAAUAUAUUUAUGAAGAACUAACAUGUAGAAAGAAAAUUCUACGAAAAUAAUUUGUUCUUAUCGACUAGAUACAAUAGACGAACUGUGUUAGAAGUAGAAGUAGACAUCAAUCUACCACAGUCUUACAAUCUACUCAUAAAAUAUGGGACUAGUUCAAAUGCUUUCACGCUUCCUGAAUACAGUAAAUAUUCAAUAUCUACAUUAUUCACUGCUUUUAACCAAUGAACAUAUCUUCAAAUCUAUUUUUAUAAAAUCAUUAGAGAUAACAACCAAGAUAUUUUGUAGGACAAACAUAUUUAUAAUACAGAGCUGUGCUUUGGUGAAAAGUGAGUGGGUAUAAAACUUUUAAAUUAAGAGUGCCACAUUUAUCAACGUUCUCAAACUUUAUGGUUUGUUUAUUGGUUUUAUUCAAAGAUAGGAUAUAUUUAUAUAUAUAGUUUAUAAGGAAGUUCAACAUCAUAUGAAGGAACGCGGGAAACACAAACUAAUAACACUAUGAUAACAUGUUAUUAAAAGUUAUUACUGCAUUUAUAAUCCAAAGGUUGGAUGGAUGAGUAAAAGUAUUUGAAGUGUAGUGCAAAUAUUGACAGUAUCUCUACAUAGACUUUUUUUCCAAGGAUUUUCCCACAUUUCAGUAGUUCAUUACAAGUUUUGAAUUUGUGGGUAACUAUGGUUAAAUACAUUCUUGGUAUCGAUAUAGGCACCACGUCUGUGAAAGUAUGUAUUGUUAAUAAAGAAACUCACGAUGUAGAAGCUCAAAAUAUUAAAGAUACUCAAUCUAAUAUACCAAGUGAUACUGGUCCAGGAGGUAAUAAACAGGAUGUUUCAAAAAUUGUUUACGCUAUAAAUUUGUGUGUGUCCAAGCUGCCCAAACAUUUACUUCAAGAGGUAUGUGAAAUUGGUAUAUGUGGACAAAUGCAUGGUGUUUUGUUUUGGAAAAAUGAUAGCGAAAAGAGAGCAUGGGAAAUUAUAGAAAAAGAUACCUCAGUAAGAUAUGAUGUAUCUCUCGAUAGAGUUUCUGCUUUAUACACGUGGCAAGACAAUAGAUGUGAUCCCUCUUUUCUAAGUACACUACCUGUUCCUGAAUCUCACUUAAAUGUUUCUACAGGAUUUGGAGUCGCUACAAUCUUCUGGAUGACUAAAAACAAACCCGAGAAACUUAAAAGAUUCAACCACUCGGGCACAAUAGCAGAUUUUGCAGUGGCCAUGUUGUGCAAUUUAGAUCGACCAGUUAUGUCCUGUCAAAAUGCAGCAAGUUGGGGAUAUUUUAACUGUAGAACGUCAGAAUGGAAUAUUGAUAUUUUGAAAAAUGCGAAUUUUCCCGUUGAAUUACUGCCUGAAGUUAAAGCAAGCGGUAAAAUAGCCGGAUAUUUAGCUGGAAAUUGGCAUAGCGUACCAAAGGGAACACCAGUUGGAGUUGGUCUCGGUGAUCUUCAGUGUUCGGUAUUGUCAACAUUAGAAACACUUGAAGACGCAGUUCUGAAUAUCUCCACUUCGGCUCAAAUAUCUUUUGUAGUAGACAGCUAUGUGCCUAACAAUGGUCCUCCAGAAGUACUACCUCUUUACUAUUGGCCCUAUUUUGGACAACAGUAUGUAGCGGUUGCGGCUUCAUUGAACGGGGGUAAUAGUUUGGCUACGUUUGUGAAAAUGUUGCAACAAUGGGUGAUGGAGUUAGGAUUUAACGUACCUCAAUCGAAAGUUUGGGAAAAAUUACUUGCCAUUAGUAUAGAAGAUUCAGCAGUAUCAGAUCUAGAAAUAAGACCAACUUGUCUAGGAGAGAGAUAUAAUCCGGAUUUAGCGGCUUCGGUUUCAAAUAUUCAUGUCGGUAAUCUUGGAUUGGCACAAGUUUUUAGAGCAUUAUGUCGAGGUCUUAUGGAGAAUUUACACAGUAUGAUACCAAGGGAAGUAUUGCAGAGUGCGAAAAUUACUCGAAUUGUAGGCAACGGUUCUGGUUUAUCUCGGAACAAGAUUCUACAAAAAGAAGUCGAAAAGCUUUAUCAAUUACCCUUGGUAUUUACAAAAGGAGGUGAUGCUGCGAAGGGUGCAGCUCUUGCGGUUCAUUUGCAUUCGAACACAUAAUUUUUAAUAUAUAUUUAGUUCAAUAGCAUUUGCUCAAAAAAUUCUGCAAACAUUAAGCCUGCUUGAAUAUGUGUUAAUUUAAUUGAUAGUUUACUAGUUUAUACUCAAAACGAAUGUUUAUUAUGUUCUAAUUGUUAGUUUUAUCAUGUUUUCACAUCGGUAAAAAAGGAUACGAUUUCUUGUGCUCAAAAAUAUUGUAAUAAUACAUAUUAUUAAGACUAUUUUAGUUUUUCCCACCGACAGUUUCUCUCGGCGGUGGAUGAUAAAACUUCUUUCUUUUAUUACUUAUUUAUCUUUUAGUAUUUUCAAAUACGUUUCCAAAACAAUUUUGAAAUUCCCAAAAUCUUUUAAUUACAUAUCCAAAAAUAUAAUAACACUUCUUUUUUAACUCUAAAAUCUUCUUCAUAUGAGAUUAUUUUAUAUUUCUUUCUGCUUGUUCCCAUAAAUAAAUAGAAAUUGAAAUAGUUGUGUACUCUAUGGGAUAAAUUACCCCUUUAUUCCAUGUCUUCUUACUUCUUAAACAGAAAAUUAAUUUCAAAUUAUGUUCAUAGAUACUAUUUAUCAAUUGGUCAGUCAGGUAGAGAUUUUUUAAUGCUCAUUUAAGUUAAUACACUUUCUUGUUCUUAAAAAAUUUGUUUUGAAAAUGCUUAUUAGUAAAACUAUUCCAGUUUAUACCCAUCAACAUUUAAGGACAAAACUAAAAUUUAAUAUUUAUCAUCAAAAUCUCCAUGUUUGGUUUGUGCCUAGGAAGUAACGUGUAUUAUCAAUAUUUAUCAUGUUUUUGAAUCAGUUUUGAAAUGUCAAAAAUGUAUUUAUUACAUAUCCAAUAAUAAUACUGCUUUUCAUUAUUAUCAUUUGAUAUCUAGUUCUUGAUGUUUAGCCAAAACGAGAGGUUGGUAUCUUCAGAAGCUGUGAUCGUUACGACCGAAGACAGGUACUCGACAACAAUCGUAACGAUCUAACAGUCGGCUCAGUCUGUCGUAGUUACCCAAGAAUAGUUCACCAAUAGGAUUGCUCAAUAAACUGAAUGUGUCUGCCAUGUGCGUGCGAAAAAUCGCCAUACGUGACGUCACCUGCAGACCUCGACCGGUCUUAACUCUUUGUUGAGCUAGACUAUUUGAUGAGUUUAAAGGCCAAUUUUAACAAAAAUACAGUUAUUUUUUUAAGUUUUAUUCAUUAUUAUGAAUUAAUAUUAAUUUAAAAUCCAAUUUCCAAUUAUUCAGUUAAUUUUAAGUUCCAUUUAUAAGCUUCACUUGUUGAUUUUUUUGAAUACAAUCCCAAAGUAGGAACAGCGGUUUUUUUCAAUAUUUUUCGUAGUGGUAAACCUAAAAUACAUAUACAUAUUAUAUAUAUUUAUGAACAAAUUGAGUUACUAAAUUUCAUUACCAAAAUCAUUUUGGGACAGUAUAGACUUUGAAAGCUAUAAACUAUUACACUAAACAAUUAAAUAAUUCACCAACCUAAUAAUUCAUUCUGUAAGUCUCUUUCAUAAUCCUUUUCUGUGAAAUGAAUUGAGCAGAUGUAGCUAGUAUCAGGGUUAAAUUUAUCUUCCUGUUUGCAUCGUAAUAUCCAUUCUUUUCUCAUAGUUUGGGAAACAAGAUAUUUAGCUUUGGGAAACCGAUGAAAUAUAAAAUAUUCAUGUUCUUGCUGCCUUGUUUUAUAGGUAUUACCACAACCAUACACAGCACAACGUGUACCAGGCAUUUUGAUUUUUGGACAUAUACUACAUGCACUAAAAUCAAACAAAGUUUCAUUUAGCAAAAAAAAAGUAAAAUAAAAAUCUAGAUUAGUUGCUGGACAAAUGCAAACCAACCGACCAAAAACGCUGUUAUGAUUCGCCCAUUUUUUUAAUUUUUUAUUGUGGUGUAUAAAGAAUAGAAAUUUAAAUAAGCCAAUUAAAUUGUCAUUUCUGCUCAGUUGGUUUUCUUUCAGCCAGUAACUGACUUGGAUUUUAAUUUUUAUUUUGCUAUUUAAAUCCAGCUUUAAUAUAACAAAACAUUUUUACCUACCCUUGAAAGUCUCACAAGAUUAUUUUGCCUUAAACAAUAAUAUUGUCUUUGUUCACUAUUCUCCACAUAUAUAAUACACACAAAUAAUAGUUUUUAAAUCGUAGAACUAAGUAAAAAACGAAUUUCCAACUCUUCAAUCACUUGUACGACCUUUUCGAAUUAACAAAAACACAAGCAAUACCGCACAGCGUAAAUGGUAAACAAGCCGUCGAGGUCUGCAGGUGACGUAAGCAUCACUUGACCUUGGCUCAAGAAUUGGCGUAUGUACGUCUUAUGGGAUUGAUCAAUCCUAUUGGUGAACUAUUCUUGGUAGUUACCCAUAGGUUAGCUUCAACCUGCUAGUCUGGACUGUUCCUGGAAGCGUUUCUAUGAUAUUUUCGCGUAAUCUAUGACUAUGUACGAUUCUCGUAACAGUACUCGCUAUCUGCCAAGUAUCGAAAGGACCGUCCCGGAAACGGUUUACAAACGAUGCCUAAGUCAGUUGGAACACAAAACAAAAUUGUUCGUCUAACCGUAACUGCCCUAAUGGAAUACAUAAUCUCUACUGCGCAAAAUCGUCUCCGUACCAAUGACGGUUCUUCGAUGGUUUUGGGUUGGAACGAACCUAAUAAAUAUGAAAUACCUUAAAAAAUUGAUAAAAAACAUAAAAUUUUCGAAAAACAAACAAGAAAACAUCUCACAAAAAACUCACAACAAAUUCCCAAACCGAGAAGAAUUGUUUUUACUUAUUAGAGCUCUCUUUUCGUUUUUUCUCUGGCCAAUGGUCGUUCGCUUUUCCUCUUUCCAAGCCACAAUUUUUGGUAAUUUCCUGUAAUGGGCUGGUACUCCUGAAUAACAGUUUCACUUUGACAGUUGACUGGACGAUGCAUUAUUCGAUCAUGUGUGAGGGUGGUGUAUAAGUUUGUUUCUGACUUAAGCAAACUUUCUAAUUCAUCUGAUUUCCAAAGUCAACUGUCAAACAUGAAUCAGUGCCACUAACCGACCUUGCUUGAAUAAGAAGCCUUCUGUUACUGAGACAUUGUUUACUAAUUGGCCAGUCAGGUAGAGGUUAACGAUAUCAUAUAUUGCAAUAAUUAGAAAACAGGGUAAAUUAUACAUAUAAGUAAGAGUUUUUAUAAUAAAUAUUUUUUUUCUGUUGUAUAGUAAUAUUGGAAUAUAUUUAUAUAAACAAACUGGUAUUUCAUCUAGUUUCCAAGCGCUUAGAGGCACUUAUUGAGAUUAGACUACUUAGAUGUUGAUUCAUACAAUUGAUUGAAAAGGAAACGUAAAUGAUCUUAUCAGGUACAUGAUUGAACUAAAACAAUUAUAUGAAGGGGUUAUAAUAAUGUUAAAUUUCUAAAUGUUAAAUUGGUUCCAGAAAAUUCCAAAAUCUUUGAGAUUAUUAAGACUGAGGAUUAUUCAAAACAUCAUUUGUCCAGUCAAUAACCAUUUUCUCGUGCAUUUAUCACCUACAGUAUCGAUUUUCAUAAAUAUUUGGAAUCAGCUUCUCACUAUCAAGACUGUUAUAUUUCAAAAAUUGUUUAUCGACUUUAAUGUAAAGUAUUUACAGAUAAUUACACACUCAAAAUUAAUAUUAUAUGAAUUUUUCGAAUAGGGGUACUUUUUACUCCUUAUAAAUAAAAAUGAGCCCCCGGCAUAAGCUUAAAGUAACGGGUGAAUAGAACCAAACUCAAAAUUUAUAUGAAAAUCGAUACUGUUUAAUGAGUUAAAUAACUACUUAAUAACAAGUUUAUUAUUCUUUUUUAAUGAUAUCUUUCAUAAGGAGUGGUUGUUAAGGGCCGAAACUGCUUAAUAAAUCAUAUUUAAAAUUGUCAAUUGACAUUCAUUUAACUGAUAUAAAUAUAUUUUCACUUAAUUCCAUGCACAAAAAAAACGACAAAUGAACAAAAUACUUUGAAAACAAAAAUUAGUCAAAAUUAGCAGGUGCAGUCUUUCAAAAAUAUCUCGUAUACACUGCGACCCAAAGGAUCUAUUGCUGCGAUACCCUUUUUUUUUGAAAAGUCUAGAAUGGGAAUGGCUUUAAUUGCCAGAGAUCUUCUAUUUCAUAUGUACCCAGAUGUAGUGCUCUAGAGUGUUUCACAUUUCGGUAGAUUGUGGAUAAAGGUUUCGUACUUUGUGCAACAAAAUCUGCAUUUGUAUAUUAUUCAAAGCUGCUUUAAAAAAUUGGUUUGAUGUGCAGUUGAACCAGCAGCCAUGAUAUUCUUCGUCGUCCUAUACCUCUCUUUACCUGCAACAAUACCAAUCUAUGGAAUUGGUAUUGUACCCUCAAUAAUUCUCUUUGUGUCGCCAUUUUGAGUAAAACUUCUCUAUUAUACGUAGUAUUUUUCUCAAUAUCCACAUUUCAAAGGCUUCCAGUUUUUUCAUUAUUAUAAUUCGUUAUUCAAGUUUUUACAUCAAAAGAAGUUUCAUGCCCUGCGAGCAAUUUCAAUUCUUAGUUUUAUCUCUUCAGUGCUGUCAUUUCUCGAAUCAAUUCAAGUCCCUAGAUAUUUGUAUUUUUGUACUUUUUAAAUGUGGUUGUUUCCAAUUUGUAACUGUUCAUGCUGAUCUUACAUUUUUCAGAAGUGCAUGUAUUUAGUUUUAUUUAAAUCCAUGUGUAGCCCAUACUGCACGCUGUCUCUCGAGGCUACUAAAAAUACGUAAAAUUCAUUACAUUUGUGUAAGAAUGGGUACUACAUUCAGGCCGGGCGCAAGUUGAUACGCAGUCAACAUGUACAGAUCAGCACAGCUUCUGUAACUCUUUUUGUCUAAUGGAAUCGCGCGAAUUAAGAGGUAGGACAGUACUGCGCCGGACGUGGCCAAUGUGGCACUCGUGAAUGUCACACAGAAACUGCGCCACACUCGCCUAGUUGCCUACAGGUGUUUAUGGAAAAUGGAAACACGCGAAGAAAAAUUGAUUGAACUAUUGCGAGUAUUAUCUAUAUAAUAGAAGUGACCCGAACUAUAUGAAAAUGAAAUUGAAACCUUCGUCAAAAUGUUAUUGUUCUUAUUAAGAGGCAACGAAGCCUUAUUUAUUACAUGUGAUUUGAUUUAUUAACCACGUACCUCAACACAGUCGAAAUUAUUUUUUUUACAUCAUUCAAAUAAGAAGACAUAAAAUUAGACAAUCAUAACUUGGUCACUAAUUAGAAUAUUAGAUAUUGGAACCAUUAUAGGAAUCAACCUAAAAAAACAUAUUUUUGUUUUAUUAUUUUAACCAAGAAUAUUUUAAAGAAUAUUUAAAAAUGAGUCAAAUAGCUUAAUCUAAUUCUUUAUUAAAUAGUAUUGUGAUUCUAUGGAAAAUUUCUGUUUUUUUAUGAUGAUGCUAUAAUAUAAUCAAUUUUGCUAUUUUGGAAUUGUUGUAAUAUAACAUUAAUUACCUAUGUUCCUGUAAAAACUUGAAAUUUAUUUUUUCGGGAAAUAUAUUCCAGAAACUAUUUGCAAUGUUUUAAAAAUAACACUAAAUAAUUAUUGACUGUGGACAUAUUGUUUACUUAUUUUCCAGCUUAUUGCAUUUUAAUUUAUUUUUUGAAUAUUUACGAGGUUUACCUGUGGAUUUCUGUAGCGUUUAUCUAAUUUGCAAUCAAUCUCUCAAAAAUGGAAAUAGAAAAUACGUUACAAAUAAUAGUUAUUUAUGCAAUAAUUACAAAAAGUGUUUAUUGCUCGCGACGUGAACUUGCUGUUAGGCCGAGUUUGGCAAUACGUCGAGUGCACACACUUUUUGCACAAGUUACAUUCAAUUAUUUUUCUACGUUCAUGAAAAAAAAAUGUUUUAUUUAGGAGUAGAAAAAUAAAAAACGUAAUUUAAGUGCAAAAUAGUGAAUAAUUAAUUAACACCAUCGGUUACCAUUGAGAAAAUUAUUAUUAUAUUAUAAUUAAUAUUAAAAGUAAAUGUACAAUUUUCGCAAUUUUCAAUAUUAGUAUUUCUUGUGAAUAAUUGGGACGUAAUUUCGUGUAUUUAUGGUAUAUAUCGAUCAAAUUUAGUCCUUCUUCAACCCCACCUCGAAUGAAAAACUUCGUUUCUUGUUAGUUUUUGAAUUUGGCACCUCUAUAUUUAAUAUUGAACCUACUUCUAUGUCUUUAAUACUCAAUUUUUGGAGCUCAACUCUACGCCAUGCCCCCGCAAGGCCAAAUAUAGCAGCAACCUACAACAAGUAAUUUUAAAAUGUGUUCCUAAAGCUAAACAAUAAUUACUGACUUACUUUUUUCAUCAAAUACUGGGAAUUCGGAGUUUAGAAAUUGAUAAAUGUGUCCCCUAUUAAAUACUUCUGACUUCCGAGAGUUCUGCUUCAUAAAUGCCAUAAGUUUUUUGUAAUUUUUAAUAUUAAUAUCUUCUUUUGUAGAAAGGCAAGCUCUCACCAUUGAGUACUCAGACCAAAGUAAUGAGAGCUUAAUAUAUUAUUAUAAGUUUUUUUGAAGAAUUAUUUACGUAGUCGUAUGACAAAUAGUGUACACAACUCGAUGGAAAGUAUAUUCGCACUCGUUACGUUUCAGUACUCGUCGUUACGCAGCUCAUGCAAAACAGUAACUAGUGCGAUAUGUAUCAGUUUCCAAACUCGUUGUGUAAUAUACUAUUCAAGACCUAAACUUUUUCAUACUUAAAACAUGAAAACUUGAAAAUAUUUACAGUUAUUUUUGUAACUGUUGAUUGUAGUCUAUUUACAAUUAUCAGUAUUAAUUAUAUAUAUCCACAUUAAGAAUUUUAUUCUGUACUUUCUUGCUUGUUGAUGUUUAAUCUAAAACUUCAAAAAUAAUUGCCAAUAGCUUGCCAUUAUAAAUCAGAAUAAAAACUUGUCAAAUAGCGUUUAAACACCAACACAAUUAGUUUAUUUUUAGCGAAUCUGAAUCGAUCUUUUCUACAGCAUGUAAUUUAUUCAUUCAUAGUAAAAUAAAGUAUUAAUAACCAGA